AUGGAAGAAGACUGUGGUGUCCUUUCAUGCUGCUGCCAAUGCCUUGUGUUACAAGUCACUACCUUCGUCUUCUUCAAGGUCCCUUGUAAACUUGGCCAGAAGAUUAAGAAGUUUGCGAAGAGAAGAUGUGGGAGAACCUUGCAACCAAGAACGGAGGAGGAUGUCGUCAAAGAGGAGCGUUGGUAUGGAAAUGGGGUUGUGUUUGAAGAAGGCUCAUCAAGAUCUAAUUGCAUUGAAGUCACUGAGGGAAUGUUGUCGAUGAGCAAAGAGUUCGGUUUUGGAAGCUUCUGGCGCCAUGAAGAUCUUCUGACAUUGUAG
Molecule: messenger RNA, 318 nt
Organism: Brassica napus (rape)
Lineage: Eukaryota; Viridiplantae; Streptophyta; Magnoliopsida; Brassicales; Brassicaceae
Exons: 1
Coding region: 1-318 (105 amino acids)
Source: RefSeq, a predicted model, not a curated record